Messenger RNA from Vitis riparia (riverbank grape), 1388 nucleotides. Its product is annotated as proteinaceous RNase P 2-like. Gene Ontology annotation, molecular function: ribonuclease P activity; protein binding. Bases 78 to 1388 code for a protein of 436 amino acids. Lineage: Eukaryota; Viridiplantae; Streptophyta; Magnoliopsida; Vitales; Vitaceae. The transcript has 4 exons. Gene Ontology annotation, biological process: tRNA 5'-leader removal. The record is from RefSeq and is a predicted model, not a curated record.
UUGAGUUUAGGGUUAGGUUGCCAGUUAGGCUUUUGAAUCUAGGGUUUCUGUUGGACUGCCACAGAUUUUCUUAGAAGAUGAAGAAGAAGAAGAACAAUAAAACAACCGUAGAAGGCAAGUUCCGAUUCGACCUCGACACCUGCUCCAAGCGCAGGGAUCUCUCUGGCGCCGUCGCACUCUUCGAAUCCGCAGUUUCCCAAAAUUUCCGUCUCAUUCACUACCACUUCAAUGCUCUUCUCUACCUCUGCACUAUAUCAAUCGAUGAACCUUCCUCCAAAGCUCUAGCCCUAGACUAUGGUUUUCGCAUAUUCGAUCACAUGGUUAACAGCGGCGUCACCCCCAACGAGGCCACCAUCACCGCCGUCGCCCGCCUGGCCGCCGCGAAGUCUGACGGGGAUCUCGCGUUCGAGGUGGUCCGAACAAUGGGGAAGUUUGAGCUCUCGCCGCGGCUGCGGACGUAUGGGCCCGCGUUGUUCUGGUUUUGCGCGAACUUGGAGGGCGAAAAGGCGUGGGCAGUGGAGGAGCAUAUGGUUUCGAUGGGGGUGCAUCCGGAGGAGCCGGAGCUGGCCGCGCUGUUGAAGGUGAGCGCGGAGAUGGGGAGAGGAGAUAAGGUGUAUGCAUAUUUGCAUAAGCUGAGAACCGCCGUGAGGAGCGUCAGUGAGUCGACUGCGGAGAUUAUUGAGGGUUGGUUCUGCGGUGAAGCGGCUUCGGAGGUGGGCGGUGUGGAUUGUUGUUUGGGUGCGAUUGAAGAGGUGGCAUUGAAGAACGGGGGUGGUUGGCACGGGCAAGGGUGGAUUGGGAAAGGGAAGUGGUUGGUUUGUAGAGCCAAAGUUGAUUCGAGUGGCCAAUGUGGUUCUUGCAGGGAGCAGUUGGCUACUGUUGACAUUGAUAGGGCUGAGACGGAGACGUUUUUAGAGUCAGUUGCGGCCAUGGCAAUGGAAAGGGAAGUCCGGUCCAAUUUUCGGGAGUUUCAGGAUUGGCUGGACAAGCAUGAUGAUUAUGAAGCUAUUGUGGAUGGAGCAAAUAUUGGGCUCUACCAACAGAAUUUUGCCAACGGUGAAUUUAGUAUCCCUCAGCUUGAUGCUGUUGUGAAAGAAUUGUAUGAUAGGAGCCAAAAGAAGCGGCCUCUAGUCAUCUUGCACAAUAAACGUUUUCGGAAACUUUCAGAAAAUGCUUCCAAUCGAAAGCUGCUUCAGGAGUGGUUGACGCAAGGUGUGCUUUACACGACACCAAAUGGAUCCAAUGAUGAUUGGUAUUGGCUCUAUGCUGCUGUAAAACUCAAGUGUUUGCUUGUGACAAAUGAUGAAAUGCGAGAUCACAUUUUUGAACUCCUAGGAAGCAGCUUUUUUCUCAAAUGGAAAGAAAGACAUCAAGUAUGUGCUGUCUAA